Colletotrichum phormii is the source of this 1860-nucleotide messenger RNA. Its product is annotated as dual specificity phosphatase. The coding region runs from base 1 to 1860 and encodes 619 amino acids. NCBI's taxonomy places the organism in Eukaryota, Fungi, Ascomycota, Sordariomycetes, Glomerellales, Glomerellaceae. The transcript has 3 exons. The record is from RefSeq and is a predicted model, not a curated record. Gene Ontology annotation, biological process: protein dephosphorylation; microtubule cytoskeleton organization; positive regulation of cytokinesis. Gene Ontology annotation, molecular function: protein serine/threonine phosphatase activity; protein tyrosine phosphatase activity; protein tyrosine/serine/threonine phosphatase activity. Gene Ontology annotation, cellular component: spindle pole body; spindle pole; mitotic spindle.
AUGGGCCAGGUCAUUGAGUAUAUCCCGGACCGCCUGUACCUGGCCGCCUACAUCCACCCGCCCACGGCCGAGACCAUCUUCCCUUACGGCGAAGCUGCCCAGUCUUCACCUAGAAAGCGAUCACAGAGAGCCGCCGAAGGCCCAACACCCGUCCAGACCGCCGCCCGUCAAACACCUUACUACUUCACCGUCGACGAUACCCUCCUGUACAAUGCUUUCCACCACGACUUUGGCCCGCUCCAUAUUGGCCACCUGUACCGCUUCGCCCUGCAGUUCCAUGACGUCCUCGGUGCCAAGGAGAACAAGGAUCGCCCAAUCGUUUUCUGGAGCAGAGCCGACCCCAGAAGUCGCGCCAACGCUGCUUGCAUGCUCGCCUGUUACAUGGUCCUCAUUCAGAACUGGCCCCCGCACCUGGCCCUGGCCCCCAUCGCUCAAGUCGACCCACCUCUGAUGCCCUUCCGCGACGCUGGAUACUCCCAGGCCGACUACGGUAUCACCGUUCAAGAUGUUGUCUACGGCGUUUGGAAGGCCAAGGAGGAGGGCUGCUGCGCUCUCGACAACUUUGACCUUGACGAGUAUGAGAAGUUCGAGAGAGUGGAGCACGGAGAUUUCAACUGGAUCACGCCACACUUCCUGGCCUUUGCCUCGCCCCAACACACACCCGUUGCCAAAUUCCUCGAAGGCACUGAGGAGUUUGACGCGCUUCCCAAGUCGCUCGGCCAGCUCGAUGCCAACAACACGCUCCCCCAGCCCUUUAAGAACGUUCUGAAGCACUUCACCGAGAGAAACGUUGGCCUCGUUGUCCGUCUCAACUCGCCUCUGUACUCCCCGUCUUUCUUCGAGUCAAUGGGCAUCUCCCACCUCGACAUGAUCUUCGACGACGGCACCUGCCCGCCUCUCACCACUGUUCGCAAAUUCAUCAGACUGGCACACGAGACCAUCACCGUCAAGAAGAAGGGCAUCGCCGUCCACUGCAAAGCCGGCCUCGGAAGGACAGGCUGCCUCAUUGGUGCAUACCUCAUCUACCGUCACGGCUUCACAGCCAACGAGAUCAUUGCCUUUAUGCGCUUCAUGCGCCCGGGUAUGGUCGUCGGUCCCCAGCAGCACUGGCUUCACAUCAACCAGGGUAUCUUCCGUGAAUGGUGGAUCGAAGAGCGCAUCGAACGCAAGCUCCGCAAGGAGAUGGCCGCCAACGCCGCUGUUCCCAGCACCCCGAUCCGUGCCAUGCAGAAGACGUCGAUUCGUGCCGGCCAAGCAUCCACGCCCCCGCACAGAAGCACCUCGAACCGGACGCCGCUGAGCGAAGUCGACCAUGACCGCAAUAACAUUGGGGUUCAGGAAGACUACCUCCCGGCACCGACACCUGGCCAGCCGAGGAAGACCAACAGGGCAGAUCGCCACCACCCAUACCAAAGGUCAACUUCAUACACUGCAACAGUCGAGGAAGAAACGGGCAUCCACCAAGACGCCGAGACCAUUACGGUCCACAAGCAUUCUCACAGCGCCGAGUCGGAUGAAGAAAUUCACCUUCGCAUGCGCUCGCAACGGAAACCUUCGGCAUCGCCCGGUCGCAGUGAAAAGCGCUCAGUUAGUCACUCGGCUGCCGCUGUAUACCAGACGUACAUCGACAAUGAUGCCAGCAAUGACGUUGAGAAUCUCGGAACAUCACGCGUCAAGCAAGUGGAUAGAGUCAGCAGCGCAUCUGGUAUUCUCACCAAAGUUCGUGGCAGUAAGCGGUCGGGCGAGUCACCGAGGUCCAAGGAUGGAGUCCGCAAGACGAGCGGCCGUGUUGGCAGUGUGGGUACCUCCGCAACGUCAGCCACGGCGGCGUCGACGGCCCGCAAGGUCUCUGGUGCCUAG